UAAUAACUGAAGCAAGAUAUAUUAGAAAUUGAAUGAAAGCACGUGUUCAAUGAAUACACGUGGCAAUUUUGGCGGGAAAUGAGUAACUUGUGCGACACGAGUGUUUCUAACCUUAAUUUCUACGUUUGUUUACGUGAACGUUUAAAAUGUUGAAAGAAUUUCUAUUAAAAAAUCAUCAAGAGGAACUUCAAGAAAUUUUAGACAACAUAGAUUCUACUUGUUACUACUCGAUCUACGUAAAUUUUGUGUCACUAUUUGAGGAUGAUGCAGAUAUAGCACAGAAAAUUUUACAAUAUCCGAGAUAUUAUUUACCACAUUGCGACAAAUCAGCAGUGGAGGCGCAAGAAGAAAUAGCAAAACCGGAGCAAAUUGUUAAGACAAAAGUUCGAAUUAGAGUCACUGCUGUGCCAGUUACGCAGAAUCAGGGACAAAUUGGCCAAUUAGUCUCAACAAGUGGCAUCAUUGUUAGGAUCUCGCAACCAACAAUAUUAAAAACUGUUCAGAGACUUAUUUGUACAGAGUGCAAACAUGUUACUUUUGCUAAUUAUGAAUGGGAGAGACAGGCUUUUGCAGACAUUACAAACUGCGAAGAGUGUCAUGCAUCAAAAUUGAAGCCUGUAUCUGGUUUUGAUCUAGAGGAUUCUUCAGAUUGCCAGGAAAUAGGGUUGCAAGAAAAGAGUAAGACAGAUUCAAAUGUGAUUUUGACAGAGGAAUUGAGAGUUACGUUACUAAAUGAUUUAGUUGAUAAAUGUAGACCAGGAGAUCAUGUUGAGAUUAGUGGCGUUGUAGUAAGAAUUUGGAGUUCCUUAGAGGUUGGUGAACGUUUAGAAGCAACGACGAUAAUGCUAGCAAAUAGCAUCGCAGUACGACGAAAAAUAUGUGAUACCUCGUCUUCGCAAGAGACGAAGGACGUUUUCAAGGAUUAUUGGGAAAAAUAUAGCGAUAAUCCUUUGCUUGGUAGAGACAAUAUUUUUGCAUCUAUUUGCCCACUGGUAUCCACUCAUUUACAAUAUAAAUUAACAAAAAAUUAUAUGUAUAGCGUCAUUUAUGCGAAAACUUAUUUUAAGCUCUACGGCAUGUAUACUGCAAAACUGGCGUUAGCUGUCGUUCUAGCUGGUGGUGUGUCAAAAUGUAACGAAAGCGGGACACGUGUACGAGGAGAACCUCAUCUUCUGUUGGUCGGUGAUCCUGGAACUGGCAAAUCCCAAUUGCUUCGUGCGGCUUCUCGUUUGGCUGUAAGAUCUGUUCUUACAACCGGCGUUGGAUCGACUGCAGCUGGUCUCACAGCAACUGCAGUCAGAGAUUCAGAAGGUUGGCAUUUAGAAGCUGGAGCUCUAGUGUUAGCCGAUGGAGGAGUCUGCUGCGUGGACGAGUUCACAACCAUGAGCUCGCAGGACAGAACAUCCGUUCACGAGGCUAUGGAACAGCAAACGAUAUCAAUCGCCAAAGCUGGGUUAGUUAGCACGUUAAACUCCAGAUGCUCGGUGAUCGCGGCGAUUAAUCCAACUGGUGGCCAAUUUACCGAGGACGAGGAAUGGCAAACGAAUCUAGGAGAUCCACUUUUAUCUCGUUUCGAUAUAAUCCUGCUUUUGAAAGACAAUAGAAAUCCAGAGUGGGACAAGCUGACAUCCGAUCACAUUCUGAGGGCUGCUUACGAAAAGAAAGAGAACAUUGUUCAAACAGACUCGAAAAGUCACAUAGAACUUUUAAGAAGCGAAAACUUAUGGAAAGAGGAUAUUUUACGAGAAUACUUGGCUCAUGUGCAUUCCUUGCAGCCGAAACUAACGAAGGAAGCGGAAAUGGUACUUCGAGCGACGUAUCUUUAUCACAGGUCUCAUCCAGAUAGAAGGGAAGAAAGAACAACGGUUCGGCUUUUGGACAGUCUUAUUAGGCUAGCCGAAGGACACGCUAGAAUAAUGUACAGAUCAAAUAUAGAAAUGAUAGACGCUAUAUUCGUGGCGAAAUUAGUUGGAACGGGAUCUACGUUCGAGACGAAUCUUGGUUGUCCGUUUCCAACCGAUCCGAUGGCCACCUAUCGAUCUGAAGGUAAAAAAUUGUUGAGCACUAUUGGUUUAGAGAGUUUGGAAUAUUUAUUGUAAGUAUUAUAUGGAGAAGUUCUUUGUGCUAAUCGUUGGAGUAAAAGAGAUCUCUUCUAUUUUUUUUUUUUUUUUUUUUUUUUUUUAUGAAUAAACUAAAUUUUUAUUUGUCACUUUUCAUUUCUCUCUCUCUCUCUCUCUCUCUCUCUCUCUCAACCUUUCUGCUGCUUACAUAAGUACAAAUGUAUCAGCGCGUAUUUAUAAAAUUUAAACAACAUUUCCUUCUUAUUUUUCGUUUUUUAUUCUCAUACAAAACAAAGUAUUUCAUUAUUGAUUGCUAUACAAUAAAGAUGUGUGAUAAUCGUUGCAAUCAAUUUAAAUCGCGUUGUCACGUAAAAAAUAUAUUGAUAAGGGACGUGAUAUCUCUAUUUGAUUAAACUCUCAAUAAAUAACAAAGAUUCAUCAACUUUUUUCCUAUAUUUCCAAACAUUUUCCUUUUCUUCUUUUUUAUUUGACGUAAAAUCCAUUGAGACGUUUAAAUUAAAUCCAAUAAAGUAAUAACAGUGAUAUAACCAAAUUUUCGUACUCUAUAAAUAAUUUAUCGACAAUUAAUAAAUAAUUAAACAUGUGUAAAAGUAAA
Messenger RNA from Frieseomelitta varia, 2676 nucleotides. RefSeq names its product DNA helicase MCM9-like. The transcript has 11 exons. Bases 147 to 2099 code for a protein of 650 amino acids. Lineage: Eukaryota; Metazoa; Arthropoda; Insecta; Hymenoptera; Apidae. Gene Ontology annotation, biological process: double-strand break repair via homologous recombination; DNA replication. Gene Ontology annotation, molecular function: single-stranded DNA binding; single-stranded DNA helicase activity; ATP hydrolysis activity. The record is from RefSeq and is a predicted model, not a curated record. Gene Ontology annotation, cellular component: nucleus; MCM complex.